AUGCAUAGCGCCCUCAAUCUUGCAAACAUAACGCGGUUGCGGUUCCUCAGUCUCACUGCGCCAAACAACCUUACGGAAAAACUCCUUUCUAUCACUUUACGUAUUUCAAGCAAAAUCGGAUUGUUCAUUGAUCACAAGCUGCAAGCAGCGGAAAUGAUGAGAACGAACGUGAAAUCAGAGUCCAAAGAGAAAGCGACACCGAAGAUCGACUCGAAAUCCGAUCAUGUGCCACCAAUUCCAGAAAAAAAGAUGAUCACCAAUCAGCCUCUCGAUCAGAAACUCGAGUUGUAUGCCACCAGCAAAGUCGACUUCAGAGAUAAUAUAGAUGACAAGCUCGAAAGCGGAAAUGCAUAG
Angiostrongylus costaricensis is the source of this 354-nucleotide messenger RNA. The record is from the annotation of a GenBank genome assembly. Lineage: Eukaryota; Metazoa; Nematoda; Chromadorea; Rhabditida; Metastrongylidae.